AUGGCACACCUUGGCGACCGUCGUUAUUCCGGUCGAGUGCGCGUUGAGGAUUUGUUGCUGCAUGACAUGGCGCAUCGUCCGGAUCCCGAAGGAGAGGUCAUUCCGGAUCCCUCUGAUGACGAAGAAGAGGAAGAAGAAGAUAACACUUCGACCGAUUAUGGAGAGUAUUUUCAGGAAGAAGAAGAAGAAGAAGAAAACGACUAUGACGAAGAAGAUGAAGACGUGGACAAUGCGUUGGAGGAUUUUUGGGCGCACAGCUUUGGUGGUUUUGCCAGGAUUCCCUAUGAUUCGGAAGACGACGAUGAUGAUUCCGACGACUCGAGGUUCACUGGCCACCAAUGGCGCCACCGCCAUACCGACAAUUCUCACGAAGACGAAGUUCCAUUGGAAGAAUUAAAAGUCUCCGUCCUCCCGGAUCGCGAACAAGAAUGGCGAUCCGACUUUGACCGAGACGUGGAAGAUCACUUGUGUGCCAUUUGCAUUUCGGUGGUUCAAGAUCCCGUCGGUUGUGGCGUUUGUCAAGGUCGCUUUUGUCGUGCAUGUUUGCAUCGUCAUUAUCACAAUCGCAGUAAUAGUUCUAUUGGUGUAUCCAAGUGUCCCACGUGCCGCAAUCUCAUGGUCCGUGGCGUCGUGACCGAUUCUCACUAUGCCGCCUUUUUGGCGUCAGAGCCGUUCACGUGUCGCUACCAACAUUGUGGACUCCGGAUUCUCGCGGAACAAUUGCGCCGCCACGAAAAAUUAUUCUGUUUGGGUGUUCGUGUGGCGUGCAAAUAUGCGCCUUUGGGAUGCGAGUGGAAGGGAUACAAGGGGAGCGUGCGAUAUCAUGAGGCGCAUGAAUGUGGCAUUGCUACCAAUCCUGGAUUGCUCGCCUUUAUUUCCAAAAAUCGACAAGCCAAUUCACGCCUCCAGAAACGGAUUCGAGAUUUGGAACACAAACAAGAUCACGAAAUACGCAUGGUACGACACCAAAUUCAAUCCGCAUUGCGACGACAAGAAUUUCAACGCCAUCAUCAUCAUCAACAGCAACAACAACAACAAAAUGUACGGCAAGCGUCACAACGUCACAUUCAUCAUCAUAGCCAUACGGAUGAAAGCGACACCCCGGGCCAAUACAAAAUCAACAAUCCUUUUCAUUUGAUGCUGCUGGUAUGCCAUUCCUUUGUCACUCCACGAGCCGUUACAUCGCGAUCUCCUUGGAGAGGCAUUGUGACCAGUUAUUGCAAACGAGCGUUUAUACACAACUCUGUGGCGUUGUCACCCAUGAUGAUUAUCGUCGCCAAACUGUCCGUGCAUUUGUGGAAGCAAAAGGAACAUUUCGUGACUCAUGGCUACACUGUGGCGGAUACGGUGCACCAACUCUGGGCUAAACGUGGCAAAAACAAUAAUGGAACGACGGAGGACAUGGAGAAUAUUGUCCAGGGACCAUUUUCCACGGCCGAUUGGUUGCGUCUCGUGGCAGUUCCAUUGGCCGGAAUGGUAGCAUGGGCCAGUUUGCAUUCCGACCCACAUUCGCCCAUUUCCUGGUCUGGAGAUUUGCCGCCUCGUGGCCACGAUUUCGAUAACGAGGAGGACGAUGACGAUGAUGAAGAUCGACCGCGCCCCUUUCACAAGCGAUGGCAACGGGCGAAUUACACCGUGGCGAUUUUAAUUCUCUACGCGUGUGCCUUGUCACUGCUACAACACGAUGCGAUUGCCAAUGGCAAGCAUUUUGGCAUUCUUGUGGCGUGCAUUCUGUAUACCAGCUUGGUGGUACCCACCAUGCUGAUUAGUUUCCUCGAAGCCGCGGCGCGCAAUGGACGAUACCUUCGGCAACCCGAUCGAGGUCUCGCGCAUCAAGUGCGCCUGAAUUUGACUCAUGGCAACGCCAAUGCACCCUUGGUGGUCGUCAUGACAUGCACCUUUGGGAUACUGCUCUGCGAUUCCUGGGUCGUCUUUCUCGAUGUUUGGUAUCUGUCGGCAUUUGUCCGCUAUCGCGUCUUGCCCGUGUUGGUACGGAACCCUCGCGAAAACCUCAAGUUUAUUCUACAAGCGUGUUUCCAAGAUGAUGGCCGCACGGGCAUGUACAUGGUGUACACGCGCUAUUUGACGGCGUUCUUUGCCAUGGCAAUGUGGUUUCUUGAGAGGGUUGUCAAGAAGACGAAAAGCUACGUCUUCCAGUCAAGCACCAAGAUGGCCGCCACAAUCGACAGUGGCCACCCUGAAAUGCUGGAAUUGGAGGAAGCGACGGCGUGCCCGGCCAAUGAGACGACGACGACGACGACAAGCUCCACAGCCAUGACAGUUGCCAUAACGACAGCUUCCUCCUUUGCCGAUCCACUGUGGCAGGCAGCCAAGGCUCGUCUGGUCGUCUUGGGAGCAGUGCUCGGCACGACGGUCCUUCUGAGCCAGGUAUUCCAGUUGGCGGGUCGCUUUGGAAUUCAUGCAUUCCACACGGGCCGAACCGUUGCGGAUUUCCAAUGGGAACAACAACAAUUCCUGGCCAGAGUUUACGUGCCAGGAGCGUUUCUGUUCCUCUUGUACGUGCUGGCCUUGCAGCAAAUUUGUGAGAUCUAG
Molecule: messenger RNA, 2553 nt
Organism: Seminavis robusta
Lineage: Eukaryota; Bacillariophyta; Bacillariophyceae; Naviculales; Naviculaceae
Source: the annotation of a GenBank genome assembly